Molecule: messenger RNA, 501 nt
Organism: Propithecus coquereli (Coquerel's sifaka)
Lineage: Eukaryota; Metazoa; Chordata; Mammalia; Primates; Indriidae
Gene: RAB7A
Product: RAB7A, member RAS oncogene family
Exons: 4
Biological process (GO): phagosome-lysosome fusion; endosome to lysosome transport
Cellular component (GO): phagocytic vesicle; late endosome; lysosome
Molecular function (GO): GTP binding; GTPase activity
Source: RefSeq, a predicted model, not a curated record
CCCAAGCCCUGCUGUCCCGCCCAGCAUCCUCCGAGGAAUAAAACGUCUUGUCUGUCGCAGAUCUGGGACACAGCGGGACAGGAGCGGUUCCAGUCCCUCGGCGUGGCCUUCUACAGAGGCGCCGACUGCUGCGUGCUGGUGUUCGACGUCACCGCGCCCAACACGUUCAAGACGCUGGACAGCUGGAGAGACGAGUUCCUCAUCCAGGCCAGUCCGCGGGACCCCGAGAACUUCCCCUUUGUCGUGCUGGGAAACAAGAUCGACCUCGAAAACAGACAAGUGGCCACAAAGCGGGCGCAGGCCUGGUGCUACAGCAAAAACAACAUUCCCUACUUCGAGACCAGCGCCAAGGAGGCCAUCAACGUGGAGCAGGCGUUCCAGACGAUCGCGCGGAACGCGCUCAAGCAGGAGACGGAGGUCGAGCUGUACAACGAGUUCCCCGAGCCCAUCAAACUGGACAAGAACGAGCGGGCCAAGGCCUCGAGCCUCAGCUCGGUGUAG